CACAAGCUAGCUUCCAACAUACUAACGUACAGUGUAGCAUGGGGCACUCGACUCGAGUGUAGUAUGUUGUGUUGUGUGUGCCAGCUCAGCUCAGCUCUUCAAGGACAAGCUAGCUAGGAGGCUCUUACCACUCAUGCAUGAGCAGCUAGAGCUAAAGCCCAGCUGGUAUAUAUGUUAUGUAGCAGGCCUAAGCUAAGCUAGCUACUAGCUAUAUAUAAACCCAGGCGAGGCUCUACCUUAGGUACGUACAUACCACACGGUGUCAACAGCCCUAAACUUGAUCAUCCUUCUUCUUCUUCCUACUUAAUAUAUACUGUAUAGCUCUAGCUCUGCUUCCGAUCCUGUACGUACGUAGUACCCACUACACUAGUACACAAUAAGUAGCUAGGCAGCAAUGGCGGCCUCAUCAGUGACGACGACGAUGAUGAGCUUCCGGCCGGCUGCUGCUUCCCUGCUGGUCCUGAUGUUGGUGGUCGUCGGCAGCAGCGAGGUCGCGGCGUGCGGCAGCUGCCCGACACCACCAUCAUCUCCUCCUCCACCGCCGCCCAGCAGCGGCGGCACGCCGUGCCCUCCGCCGCCGUCCAGCUCCGGUAAGUGCCCCAAGAACGCGCUGAAGCUGGGCGUGUGCGCCAACGUGCUGGGCCUCGUCAAGGUCUCCAUCGGCAAGGUGCCCACCGACUCGUGCUGCCCGCUGCUGGACGGGCUCGCCGACCUGGAGGCCGCCGUCUGCCUCUGCACCGCGCUCAAGGCCAACGUGCUCGGCAUCAACCUCGACGUCCCCGUCAAGCUCACCUUGCUCCUUAACUACUGCGGCAAGAGCGUCCCCGAGGGCUUCGUCUGCGCCUAAUUAUAUAAACCAUUAUAUAUUGUCAUGCAUUCAUGUCACUGUGAUUCUAUCUUCUUCCGGAUGUACGUUUUUGUAACGCGCGCAUUAUUGUUCGUUAUAUUACGUUGUUGCCUGCCUUCUCUUUUUUUACUCUUCCUCACUUGCAUUACAUUACAUAUAUAUAAUUGCGUGACAAUACAAAUUGGGUGUAAAAGGAAGAAAUGCAUGGUCCGUCAACGUACAAUAAGAAUGUACUAGUUUAUAUUUUCUUGGUAAUUUAAAUGGAACUUGAAAGAUUUGUCGGACA
This is a messenger RNA of Sorghum bicolor (sorghum), 1133 nucleotides long. RefSeq names its product 14 kDa proline-rich protein DC2.15. Bases 395 to 847 code for a protein of 150 amino acids. The transcript has a single exon. Lineage: Eukaryota; Viridiplantae; Streptophyta; Magnoliopsida; Poales; Poaceae. The record is from RefSeq and is a predicted model, not a curated record.